AUAAUUAUGGCCACAAACUUGAAAUUUAAGCUAGAAACAACUCAAUUAAGCAUGGUCCAAUUUCACAUGAUCAAGCAAAAAAAAAAAAAAUUCUAAAUUCCCGACACCAAAAAAUCCCAUGUAUCAUCAUCAUCUUCUUCCUUUCCACCAAACCAAAAAGGCCACAGCCACACCAUAACCAAACCAGAGCAAAAAGCCCUCACUUUCCUUCAAGAUUUUCAGCAAUUUCCCUCUUCAUGGGUGCAGCCAAAACCAAGAUCCAACACUUAUUCUUCUUCUUCUUCUUCUUCUUCACCUACAUGACAUGCUGAACCAAUCCCCCAAAAAAAUGACCUUACCUCCCAUAAUCUCAAGAUGGUUCUCUGAUCUAGAUUGGAAACCUCUCCUCUUGAUCAUCCCUCCUCUCUCUCUCCUCCUUUUCUUCUCUAUCUCCUUAACACCCAUCACCCCUUUUUCCACCCUUUCCCCUCUCGCUUCCCGUUUCUUCAACAAAACCACCCUGAUUACACUCCCCUCCACCUCCCCAACAACAAAUCUUUCAUCAACUGCUCACCCUAGUUCGCCGCCUGUGAAUCCGAGUGACUCGACUCAGUGGAAAGAUGAGCUGGAUCGGUCGAGAAUGGCCGUGUGUUUAGUUGGUGGGGCCAGGAGGUUUGAACUGACUGGACCCUCGAUUGUGAAGAAUAUUUUACAAGUGUAUCCAAAUUCAGACCUUUUUUUACACAGCAAUUUUGACAACAAUGCUUUCAAAUUCUCUAUCUUGAAAACUGUGCCAAGGCUCGCCGCUGUCCGGAUUAUCAUUCCUCAACCUCUGCCGGAGACCUUGCCUCAGCUCCGUGUCCUUACAGCUGCUAAUUCUCCUAAUGGCAUCCAGGGCCUACUCCAGUACUUCAACUUAGUGGAAGGAUGUCUGACAAUGAUCCAGGAAUAUCAGAACCUGAAGGGGUUCAAGUAUGAUUGGAUAGUUCGUACGCGUGUUGACGGGUACUGGAAUGCCCCGUUGGGUCCCGAAAAUUUCAUCCCAGGUCACUACCUGGUUCCACCAGGGUCCUCUUAUGGUGGCCUUAAUGACCGGCUUGGCAUUGGUGAUCUCAACACUUCAGCGGUGGCCCUUUCCCGUCUUUCUUUAGUUCCCCAACUCGACGCGGCUGGAUUUCGUCAACUCAACUCGGAAACUGCUUUCAAGGCUCAGCUUACCACACAAGGUGUGCCUUUUGAUACUAGAAGAUUACCCUUUUGCAUUGUUUCGGAUCGGAAAUAUGACUUUCCUCCGAGCCGGUUUGGUGUGCCGGUGGCUGCAUUGUCAAGUCCAGGCCCGCUAAGUGGUGCGAAAUGCAGGCCAUGUAAGCCAGUUUGUGAAGGGACUUGUGUCGGUGAUAUCAUGACAUGGCUUUAUAAAGAUUGGAGCUGGACUAACUGGGAAAAUGGGACGCUUAAGUUAUGUGAUGCCCAUGGUGAUUUGGAGGCAGGGUGGGAAAAGAUUUUCGAUAGAGAUGCAGGGAAGGAGUUUGCUUCUGAAAGGAAGAGGAUUCGGGGUCUGAACACGAAGCAAUGUGCUGUUGAUUUUAAUGAAAUGAAGAAAAGGGCUUCCAUGUGGGAUACUCCUCCAGUGGAGGAGAUAUGUAGAUUAGGACUUCUUGGAGAGAAUUAGAGUCAUAUUCUUGAUUUUGAUUUUUUUUUUGGAGGUUAAUUUCUUGUAAAAAGAAAGGAAAUAGGAGGGUGUUUGGGGGAUUCUAGGUGGAGGGAAUUUUCUUUUAAUUCGAGUAUAUUGGAUCAUAAUCCUGUAGUGAUUGUUUAUUGUUCAUCAAGGUUCUAGUCACAGGACCGCAGGAAUAGUUUUGUCAUUA
Molecule: messenger RNA, 1847 nt
Organism: Populus nigra (black poplar)
Lineage: Eukaryota; Viridiplantae; Streptophyta; Magnoliopsida; Malpighiales; Salicaceae
Exons: 2
Coding region: 305-1651 (448 amino acids)
Source: RefSeq, a predicted model, not a curated record